Messenger RNA from Amphimedon queenslandica, 1742 nucleotides. RefSeq names its product iduronate 2-sulfatase-like. The transcript has a single exon. NCBI's taxonomy places the organism in Eukaryota, Metazoa, Porifera, Demospongiae, Haplosclerida, Niphatidae. The record is from RefSeq and is a predicted model, not a curated record. The coding region runs from base 33 to 1643 and encodes 536 amino acids. Gene Ontology annotation, cellular component: cytoplasm. Gene Ontology annotation, molecular function: iduronate-2-sulfatase activity.
AAUGAGCCACACCCUUGGGCCAACAGCUCACAAUGACCUCUUGGAUUAUCUUUAUUUUAUUGGGUGCAUUAAUUUUUACUUCAGGUGCAAGUGGUAAAAAGAAUGUCCUUUUCUUUGCAGUUGAUGAUUUGAGGCCACAACUUAAUGCUUAUGGAGUCGAUUUCAUCACAAGUCCCAACAUCGAUGCUCUAGCAUCAAAAUCAAUGUUAUUUGAGAGAGCAUAUUGUCAGAUAGCAGUCUGCUCACCAUCACGUGCUUCAUUGCUUACAGGACGCAGGCCAGAUACCAAUCAUGUGUGGCAAAUUGCAGCUGAUGAGUAUUGGCGUACUGUGCCUGAUGCUACUAAUGCAACUACCAUCCCUCAAUACUUCAAGGAAAAUGGGUAUCUCUCUAUUGGUAUGGGAAAGAUAUUUCAUCCAGGACCACCAAGUGGUUAUGAUGAUUAUAAGUAUUCAUGGAGCCCAGAAGGUCGACCUUAUUUUCAUGCAAAGGAAGAUUCUUCAAUUGCAAAGGGUGCAGCUUGGUAUUCUUUUGAUGAGCCUGAUAACAAGCGUGUAGAUGGCCAAAUAGCUGAUAAUGCUGUGAAUGUUCUUCAGCAGAUAAAGAAGAACAGGACUGAAGGUGAUGAUCGACCUUUCUUUGUAGCUGUUGGCUUUCACAAGCCUCAUCUCCCAUUCUAUUGCUCAUCAAAAUACUAUGAUCUCUAUCCUUCAAUUGAAGACACUAAACUACCAGAGAAUCCUGAUGUCCCUAAAGGAAUGCCUGAUGUUGCAUUUACUAUCUGGAAAGAAUUAAAGGAUUACAGUGACAUUAAAGCAAUAAUCAAUGAGACACUCUGUGAUACUGAUGCAGAGGCUUCCAUUUAUGGUAAGGAAUGCCAUGUACCAGACAAUAAAAUGAAAGAGCUUCGAAGAGCAUAUUAUUCUUGUGUCAGUUUCACUGAUGCACAGAUAGGUAGAGUCAUUAAGGAGCUGGAUGCUCAAGGGUUUGCUGAUGAUACUAUUAUAAUCUUAUGGGGUGACCAUGGGUGGCAAUUAGGAGAACACAACCAAUGGGGCAAGUGCACUAAUUUUGAAGAUGCUACACAUGUGCCAUUCCUUCUUCAUGUACCUGGUGUAACUGAUAAUGGAAUGACUACCAAAGCACUAGUUGAACUCAUUGACAUAUUCCCUUCAUUAACAGAGCUAGCUGGAUUAGAAGUACCUCCAAUGUGCACUAAGAAUAGUCCCACAUCAAUUGCUUGUGUAGAAGGAAGCAGUGUUGUCCCUCUCUUAUCAAAUCCUAAUGCACAAUGGAAGAAAGGCUCUUUUUCACAAUAUCCAAGGCCAUCCACACAAGGUCUGCCGGAGAUACCAGGUAAACCUCCCUUUGAUCCAAGUGAAAAACUCGAGAGUGUAAUGGGCUACACUGUACGUACUGAUAAAUACCGUUUCACUGAGUGGUAUAAGUUCAAUCGCAACACUUCUACUCCUAAUUUCAAUGACAUAUGGGGUACUGAAUUAUAUGAUCACUCUUCACCCACCGUGUUCUUUAAUGAUGAAAAUGUCAAUCUUGCUACUGAGUCAGAAAUGAAGCCAGUUGUAGAUGAGUUGCGUCAAUUGCUGCAGGCUGGCUGGAGAGAAGCUCUACCACCAACUAACUAGAUCAAUUUUUUGCUGUAUUUUAUAGCUAAUUUUUGCAAAUGGGCUAGCCCUUUGCUAUUUCUUAAGAUCCUACAUUUAAGUUUUAGUUUUAGAAAUUAA